AUAAACCUUAAAAUCUCAUAGAUUCUCUUGCUUCUUCUGUCAGAAUUUCCGAUUUUCUCCUGCUGUCCUUGGGAUAAAAUCACCUGUCCUUUCUUUCAAAAGUUACGUACAAAUUGGUUUAUUGUUAGUCUUGUUGCAAGGCUCACUUCUUUCACAUACAUUUGUUUUCCCUUCUGGGAUCUCGUUGUUUUUGCUAGAGAAUGUUCUUCUCUGGUCCUUGCAGCAACAUGAGCUGAUGUUUUUUUAGUCCUUUUGCUCUCUUUCUGGUAUCUGUUUUCUCUUAGAGUGUUAAAUUUGAUUUCUUCAUUUAUCUGGGUUUCAUUUCAUUUGAUUAUAUAUUGGUUUUAUUCGAUCAUAUGUUUUGGUUUUGAGUCUUGAUCCUGUUUCUAGCUCUUUGUCUAUCAAGUUUCUGUCGUUGACAUGCUGCAUUUUUAUUAGAUUAAGAGAGAGAUUGGUCAGUGAAACCGGUCUUGAUCCGUGAAGUGGAAUGAAUGAUAAGUGGUCUAGCUAGAUUAGAUUGAUAGUGAAAGGGGGGAAACAGCCAAUGGGGUCUCAAGGUGGAUCAUUUGAAGAAGAAAAUCCGGAGUCUCUGAUGGGGCGAGGUUCAUUGGGCAGCCUGACACUUGAUGAGGUUCAGAACCAGUUGGGGAACUUGGGGAAACCAUUGGGGAGCAUGAAUCUUGAUGAUCUUCUCAAGAGCGUAGACAAUGUGGGUGCUUGGUCUGCACCUAUGAAUAGACAAGGGAGCCUAACAUUGUCAAGGGAUCUGAGCAAGAAGACUGUUGAGGAGGUAUGGAGAGAUAUACAGCAGCUAGAUAAGAAAGAUGAUGAUAAUCCAGGGAGGAAUGCUCCUUUCGGUGAGAUGACUCUUGAGGACUUCUUGGUUAAAGCAGGGGUGGUUACGGAAUCGACUCCGGUACAACAACAGGAAAGUAAUCAAUGGAUGCAAUUCCAGCUUCCUUCAGUGCAGCAGCCAGUGUAUCAAAAUAACAUGAUGACAGUUGUGGAUGCAGCGUAUCCUGAUUCCCAAAUGAACUUAUCCCCAUCUUCUUUAAUGGGUACUUUGUCGGACACGCAGACUCCUGGGCGGAAAAGGGUUGCUCCAGGAGAUGUGGUUGAGAAGACCGUUGAAAGGAAGCAGAAGAGGAUGAUUAAGAACCGGGAAUCCGCAGCUCGUUCACGUGCAAGGAGGCAGGCUUAUACACACGAGCUGGAGAUUAAGGUCUCUCAUCUAGAAGAGGAGAAUGAAAGACUUAGAAAACAGGAGGCGGAGAAGGUCUUGCCAUGUGCGCCGCCUCCUGAACCUAAGUCUCAGCUACGCAGAACAAGUUCAGCCCCUUUGUGAUCCCUUAUUUUCAUGGCUGACAAUUGUGCUGGUGCAAGCGCAAGAAAUGAUGACAUUCUGAUAGAUAACCUUAGUUUUCAAAUCUCUAUACUGGUUGGAGGAUUAUACAUUACAGGUUUCUACUGCUGAUUUUUUUUGUUGGCUUUCCUCGUGAUGUCUUAAAUCUACAUUUUGAAAUUUCGGAUGUUGUUAUCAUGGAAACGUGAAUUGUUUU
Molecule: messenger RNA, 1559 nt
Organism: Populus nigra (black poplar)
Lineage: Eukaryota; Viridiplantae; Streptophyta; Magnoliopsida; Malpighiales; Salicaceae
Product: ABSCISIC ACID-INSENSITIVE 5-like protein 2
Exons: 3
Coding region: 545-1345 (266 amino acids)
Biological process (GO): positive regulation of DNA-templated transcription
Cellular component (GO): nucleus
Molecular function (GO): DNA-binding transcription factor activity
Source: RefSeq, a predicted model, not a curated record